Messenger RNA from Mangifera indica (mango), 1263 nucleotides. RefSeq names its product protein STRICTOSIDINE SYNTHASE-LIKE 12-like. The transcript is spliced from 4 exons. The record is from RefSeq and is a predicted model, not a curated record. Gene Ontology annotation, molecular function: strictosidine synthase activity. NCBI's taxonomy places the organism in Eukaryota, Viridiplantae, Streptophyta, Magnoliopsida, Sapindales, Anacardiaceae. The coding region runs from base 1 to 1077 and encodes 358 amino acids. Gene Ontology annotation, biological process: biosynthetic process.
AUGGACGCAUCCGUAGAUAUAGAAACUGAUACAUGCAUGCAAAGAUCUCCAAACUCGACAGAGAUAGAGACUUUGCAUAUUUGCAAGCAUGCACUCCAAAACACGUGCAGCCAUUUUGUCCAUUUCCAUUAUUUUCUUCUUGUCUUUGCCUUCUGUUCUUCAUUCUUUCCGAUUUCAAAAGCUGCCACUCCCUUUUCCCGCAUCAGGCCCGAGUCUUCUGCUUUUGAUGCUGCUGGUGGUGGCCCUUACACUGGUGUUGCUGAUGGUAGAAUUCUCAAAUACCUUAACCAAGUUGAUGGUUUCGUAGAAUAUGGUGUCACUUCACGCAAUUGGUCCCGCGCACUGUGUGUUAGCAACAUCAACCCAGCUCUAGGACCUACAUGUGGGAGGCCAAUAGGUUUGGGGUUUAAUAACUUUACAGGCAGCCUCAACAUUGCUGAUGCUUACCUCGGCCUACUGGAAUUGCCGGCAAAUCAGACAGUUGCAACGCAACUUGCCACAAGUGCAGACGGUGUACCCUUUCGCUUCCCCGACGGAUUGGACGUUGAUCCUCUAACUGGAGAUGUGUAUUUUACAGAUGCUAGUGCUGUUUACCAAAUAAGUCAACUUCAACUUGCAGUUGCUUUAAACGAUUCAACAGGAAGAUUGUUGAAGUAUGACAUUAAAACCAAAAGGGUUACAGUGUUACUCAAGGGGCUUGCUGGUGCAGCGGGGACUGCAGUGAGUUCUGAUGGCAGUUUCGUUCUUGUGACUGAGUUUAUUGGUCAAAGAAUUCAGAAGUAUUGGCUCAAAGGUCCAAAAGCCAACACAACAGAAGUUAUCAUCACCUUCCAUGGGAGGCCAGACAACAUUAAGAGGAACCCGGGUGGAGAUUUUUGGGUGGCAGUGAACCAGAAGACACUUAUUCCACUAAUUAUGCUGCCCGAGGGAAUCAGACUUGAUGCAAAUGGUACUAUUAGGGAAUCACUGCCGAUAUCUGUCCAGUACGGACUUCAAUCAAUCAGUGAAGUUCAGCAAUUUUCCGGGAAACUUUACAUAGGAUCACUGUAUGGAAAUUUCAUUGGUACCUACGAGUAGAACAGUCCAUGCAAUGGCGAAUUAAUAAGGGUCCUGAAAGAAAAAAGAAAAUAAUAAUAGUAAUUCCUGAAGUGGCAGCCUGAAUACAAAUACAUACGUCUAAAUAAAGUUGUAAUAAUGCAGGGAAAUUUCCUGUCACCUGUUGCUUGAAAUCAGUAGUAAAGUAUUUACUAUUUAGUAUUAUUA